Ictidomys tridecemlineatus (thirteen-lined ground squirrel) is the source of this 2105-nucleotide messenger RNA. Lineage: Eukaryota; Metazoa; Chordata; Mammalia; Rodentia; Sciuridae. The record is from RefSeq and is a predicted model, not a curated record.
UGGUUUGGUGUGAGGGCUAGAAUCACAGUCAGGUUCCAGGAAAAGUCUCUUGUUUUACUGAUGGGGAACUGAGGGGCAGCCAAACUGAUCCCUGGGAGGGCGUCUGAGACACAGCUGUGUCUUCCUCCGGGAGGGAACCUCAGCUCUCUAAAACUCUAGGAGAAAACUGGAAAGUUUUCCACUCUGUCUCUGCCCUGGAUUUGCAUUUCAUCCUCAGGGGUUUUUUGUCUUAAUCCAUCUGAGCACUGAGUGUCUAUCCUGGGCCGUGCACUGGGUUGGGGACAAUAGGAAUUCCAAGAGGAAUAGGACAUUCUCCAGGGAGCUUCCCGCUGAGUAGAGGAGGCAGGGGCCUCGAAGAGGAUGCAGGAGACUGAGAAGAACGGGGGAGACCUGGCGGCCAGCUCCCCACCGAGGGCCAGGGCCGGAGGCUGGUUGGCUGACAGCACCCUGUUCUCUGUUGCAGAAGUCAGCAUGGCCAAAGUCCCUGACCUGUUCGAAGACCUGAAGGACUGCUACAGUGAAGAUGAAGACUACAACUCCACCAUGGACCAUCUGUCUCUGCAUCAGAAAUCCUUCUACACCACGAGCUACCACUCACUUGGUGAGACCUGCGUGGACAAGCUGAUGUCUCGGAGCACCUCGGAAACCUCGAAGACAUCCAAGCUCACCUUCAAGGAGAGCCUGGUGCUGGUGUCUGCCAACGGGAAGACCCUGAAGAAGAGGCGGCUGAGCUUCCAUCAGCCCAUCUCCGAUGACGACCUGGAGGCCAUUGCCUACGACCUAGAAGAAGAGCCCAUCAAGCCCCGGUCCGCAUCUCGCCUCCUCCAGAGCAAUGUGAGUUACACCUACAAGAGGAUCAUCCAAAAGGAGUUUUCCCUGAAUGACCCCCUCCAUCAGAGUAUAAUCCAAGACCCGACAUCUCAGUACCUCAAGGCUACGUCAUUAACUGACCAGGACCAGGAAGUGAAAUUCGACAUGGGUGCCUACAUUUCAACCACAGAGGAUUCCAAAUUUCCAGUGACGCUAAGAAUCUCUAAAACGCAUCUCUUCGUGAGUGCCCAAGAAGAAGACGAACCUGUGUUGCUCAAGGAGAUGCCAGAGACACCAAAAAUCAUCACAGGGAGCGACACCAACCUCAUCUUCUUCUGGGAAAGUCACAGUGACAUGAACUACUUCACCUCGGCCGCCCACCCAGAGCUGCUUAUUGCCACAAAGGUGGACAGUGCGGUGCACAUGGCCAGGGGCCUCCCCUCGAUGACAGAAUUCCAGAUUUCAUAAAACCUAACCUCCGCGGUGGGGUGCACUCCUCUGUGAGGUGGUGACAGUCCGUAUGUACCGUGUACAUGAAGGAGUCGAAUUCUUUACUCUCAGUCACGUGCUGAGAAUGGGCUGAGCCUUUGUAAUUCUAAAUGAAUGUUUACCCUCUUUGUAAGAGAAGCACUGACAUAGGAGGCUAUUUGUUAGAGAACACCCUAUACUUUGCAGAGUACCAAUCAUUUUAAUUAUUCUUCUUCAUGACAUUCUUAAGGAGAGCCACAGGGCUACUGGCUGUGGCUACCAAAAAAGAUUCUACCCACAUUACAGAUGGGUUAACUAAGGCAGAAGAAAACACAGCAGCACUUGGAAUUAGAAGCCACAGACUUCAUUCCCUCUAUGUCUCUUCUGCUUCUAAGUUGUUCUUGGACCCUUCAUCAAAUAGGAUAAGUUUCUGGGACCUCAGUUUUAUUGUUUUCAAGAGAGCUGGAAUAGACAGGCACAGUGGCGCACCCCGGUAAUCUCAGCCAUUCAGGAGGCUGAGGCAGAAGGAUCUCUAGUUCAAGGGCAGCCUCAGCAACUUAGCAAGACCCUGUCUCAAAAAUGAAACACAAAAGGCUGAGCAUGUGGCUCAGUAGUGCAAUCUCCAGUACCCUCCCCCCCCCAAAAAAAAUAGUUAAUUAAUUAAAAGGUUUUUUAAAGGGGAGGAAUAAUACCUUUAUCUUUCUGCCUCAAUGGUUUUUUUAAGACGAAUCAGUGAAUGAGGUCCUUUUUAGUAAACUACCUCUUGAAGCUGGGCUUAAGAAAGAGAGACCUUGGAAUGUUAUUUAUGAAGUAUUAUUUAUAUAUAU